Molecule: messenger RNA, 2609 nt
Organism: Equus caballus (horse)
Lineage: Eukaryota; Metazoa; Chordata; Mammalia; Perissodactyla; Equidae
Gene: TTLL10
Product: tubulin tyrosine ligase like 10
Biological process (GO): protein polyglycylation
Molecular function (GO): protein-glycine ligase activity, elongating
Source: RefSeq, a predicted model, not a curated record
GGGACGGGGGGCCACCAGCAGGGGUCCUGGCCGGGCGUGAGGGCUGGGCCCGCAGUCCUGUGCCCUCCCCCCGGCCACCAGGGACCCUGUGGGUCCUCUUGGGACUCUGCCCAGGAGCAGACAAGGAGGGAGACCAGGGAGGGGAGGGCAGAGGCGGGGCGGACUGGCUGGGCCGAGCCCCCUCCGCAGAGGACGCACGGCCCCAGGGCCACCGCGUGAGGGGCACGGACUGCCGGGCAGGGAAGGGCAUGCCUCCUGGGGUGGUGGCUCCUCAGGACGGGCUCCUGUGCCCAGGACCACGUCUGUCUCCCAGAAUCAAACUCCGGAAGGGCGGCCCCCUGAAAUCCGUGGGACCCACGACCCCCGAGGCAGCCCGCCCCUGCCAGGAGGCGCCAGCCCGUCCAAACAUGUUCACGAGAGUCUCCAGCUCCACACACCGGGCUACUGUUUCCUGCCAGUCUCUUUACCUGACCAGCCAGCACCGAGGCCGAACACAGCAGCACCAGGAAGACGGUCUCUGCAGGGAAGGCCGCACCCGGGACAGAUACAAUGCAGAGAUGGCCCUGCCCCUGCGGGGCGCCAGGCCCCACGGUCACCACAGAGACAGCAGCCAGCCACAAGCAGAAACCCAAGUCCAGGACCACCGGAGGCACCCCUCCCCAGGCAGUGUGGGCCUGACCGUGUGCCCAGUCCAAGGGCUAGGACCACGGGCUGCCCGAAGGUCUCGCAGGGGGGUGGGGGCGGCGUCUUCCCAGAGGGGCCCCCGCCUUGGUGCCCCCAUGCCUAUGGGCCGAAGCCACACUCACUUCAUCCACCGCCGGAGACGGCCCACCCGGACCCAGAUCAGUGCGAAGAGAGGCAAGCGGUCAAGGAUUACAGGGCUCCGGUGGAGCUGUCCGCGGGCGCCAGGCUGGACCCAUGAAAGAUCGAUGGGGAGCAGCCAGGAGGAGGGGCUCCUGUGUCAGCUAAGCCGACUGAACCAAGAUGCAGACCUAGAUGCCACUGACACUACCAGGCCCCGGGCUGUACUCCUGGAGAAGCACCUGCUAGAGGGAGAGAAACGGCCACCCAGCCCUGGUCAGGGCCCCUUCUUCUACAUCGGGGGCACUAAUGGGGCCUCAAUAAUCAGCUCCUACUGCAAGAGCAAGGGCUGGCAGCGCACCCAGGACAGCAGGCGGGAGGACUACAAGCUGAAGUGGUGUGAGGUCAAGAGCCGGGACACUUACUGCUCCUUCCGGGAAGGCGAGCAGCUGCUGUACCAGCUGCCCAACAACAGACUCCUCACCACCAAGAUCGGGCUGCUCAGCGCCCUGAGGGAGUACUCGCGGGUCCUGAGCAAGACCAAUGCAGUGCUGUGCACCCAGGCCAGAUCUGGAAAGGAUGCAGCACCUGCCCUUGAGGAGCCCAUGUGGACCAGCCCAGGAUGCCUUGGGCCACAGAGGGUCCUGAAAAUGGAAGAAUUUUUCCCAGAGACCUACCGUCUGGACAUCAGGGACGAGAGAAAGGCUUUCUUCACUCUCUUUGAUGACACCCAGAUGUGGAUCUGCAAGCCCACCGCCUCCAACCAGGGCAAAGGCAUCUUUCUGCUGAGGAACCAGGAGGAAGUCGCCGCCCUCCAGGCCAAGACCCAGAGCAUGGAGGACGACCCCAUCUAUGACAAGAUGUCGUUCAGGGUUCCCCAGGCGCGCAUCGUGCAGAGGUACAUCCAGAACCCGCUGCUGCUGGACGGGAAGAAGUUUGACGUGCGCUCCUACCUGCUCAUAGCCUGCACCACACCAUACAUGGUCUUCUUCGGCCAUGGCUACGCUCGCCUCACCCUCAGCCUUUAUGACCCCCACGCCAGUGACCUCGGUGGCCACUUGACCAACCAGUUCAUGCAGAAGAAGAGCCCCCUCUAUGUGAUGCUCAAGGAAGACACGGUGUGGAGCAUGGACCACCUCAACCGGUACAUCAACGACAAGUUCAGGAAGACCAAGGGCCUCCCCAGAGACUGGGUCUUUACCACCUUCACGAAGCGGAUGCAGCAGAUCAUGGCCCACUGCUUCCUGGCCGUCAAAUCCAAGCUCCAGUGCAAGCUGGGCUACUUUGACCUCAUCGGCUGUGACUUCUUGAUCGAUGAGAACUUCAAGGUGUGGCUGCUGGAGAUGAACUCCAACCCUGCCCUGCACACCAACUGUGAAGUCCUGAAGGAGGUGAUUCCAGGCGUGGUCAUGGAGACCCUGGACCUGGCGCUUGAGACCUUCCAGAAGAGUUUGUGCAGCCAGAAGAUGCUGCCCCUGCUGUCGCAGCGCCGCUUCGUACUCCUACACAACGGCGAGGUGGACCCGGGGCCGCGCCCGGGGGGCUCCCGCAUUGGCCCCCGCCCGCCUGCCGCAACCCGGUCGGCCUCGGAGCCCGCGCCCCCCGCGCCCCCCGCGCCCCCGCUGCGCGCAGACAGACCGGGCGCGCGCAGGCCCGCGCCCCCGCGGGGCCCCGACGGCGCCCAGGCCCGGGAGCCCUCCCCGCGGCCGGCCGAGGAGCGGCGCAAGAACGCGAGCCACCGGGGCUCGUAGCGGGCGGCCACCAGCGCCCUCUCUGGACCUAUAAAUGCUACUUUGUUACAAGGGCGA